This is a messenger RNA of Linum tenue, 862 nucleotides long. NCBI's taxonomy places the organism in Eukaryota, Viridiplantae, Streptophyta, Magnoliopsida, Malpighiales, Linaceae. The record is from the annotation of a GenBank genome assembly.
UUUCCCGGUCACCGGAGUUACAGGCUAGAUGGAAUGUUUCCAGGCAUCAAACCGGCUUUGACCGCAGAUCUGAGCCCUCCGUCGCAGGGGGGAAAAAUUCGGAAGACCCAAGUAAAGAGAGUUUCGAGUUCUCUCGUUUUCCACAAACCGUUACGAUUCAACCUUGGACAUGGAUCUGAGCCGGCUCGGCCGGGACUGGAACCCCGCGCGGCGCCUCUGCUGGUGGGAGCUCGGCCGGAUCAACGCCGCCAGCGCUCGCUUCACCAGAUCCCCUUCCACGCCGCCGAUCCUCACCAGCGAGUUCGUCAUCGCGGAUCUGCGCGCGUUGAGGCGGUUGUUCGGCGCGUGCGCCGGCGCGUUCUGGUUCUUGUGGAGGCUGCAGCGGAAGGACCCGGGGUGGUUCGUCGGCGAGCACAUACACGUCUUCUUGGGACCGGGCUGCUUCCUCACCACCUGCGUCCGGCUCCGGGAGGGGCUGACGGUGGAAAUCGACCGGUUGGGAGAGACCGACCCGUCGAGGGAGAAUCGGACGGCGGAGGCCGACAUGGAUUGGCCGGACAUGCUGACUCGCGGCGGUGAAGCGGAUCUGAUUUCGUUCCCAGCGAAGAAGGUGGAGGAGCGAGUGUCGAAGCUGGAGCUGGAUGAAGCGAAGCCGUUUGUUGAAGAGGACUGAUACGGCGGGAGGCUGAAUCUGCCGCCGGACUGGGAGUAGGACCGGUUGACCGAUCCUCCGGCUGUUUGCCGUCUUGAGGAUCCGGUUGCUGCAGUAAUCGCCAUUUUUGUAACUUCUGAGUUCAGUGUGGAAGAAGAAGAAGAAGAAUCUAGAGAGAGGGAAAAAAGAGGGGAUUUUUUUUUUUAAUUU